UUUCUCCGCUACAUAUUUAAACUCCCUCCAAAACCAUCAACUCACAACAACAAAGAAAAAACUGUUUCUUGAAACCAAAACCCAGUUUCAGUUCAUCCAUUCAGAUUGAUUCUUGUUCUUGCGAGAAAAAUGUCUCCUGCCUGUGCCGUGUCGGCAUCUUACAUCCCCAUUUGCAAGCUCCCCAACGACGAUCACAGUAUUCCGAGAGAGAUGAUUUCCGGUCAAAAACAGAGCAAAUUGAGCCGGCGAAAACUGAUGCUGACUUCGACCGGGCUUACGCUGAUUGGAGGGCCGGCGGCGACAGCAGCAGUGGAGCCAGAGAGCCCGGGUGAGGCAGCAUCAAGCAGAAUGUCAUACUCAAGAUUUCUCGACUAUUUAGACCAAGAUGCUGUCAACAAAGUGGAUUUGUAUCAGAAUGGGACUGUAGCAAUCGCCGAGAUAUUCAAUCCCGCGCUCAACAAAAUCCAGAGAGUGAAAAUCCAGCUCCCCGGCUUGCCGCAAGAGCUCCUCAGAAAGCUCAAGGAGAAGAACGUGGACUUUGCGGCCCACCCGAUUGAGAUGAGCGUCGCAGACACCAUUCUUGAUCUGUUAAGCAGCUUGGCUUUUCCAUUGAUACUGUUAGGCUCUUUCCUUUUAACAAGAGCGUCUUCAAACACUCGCGGUGGGCCCAACUUUCCCUUCGGACUAGGGAGGAGCAAAGCUAAGUUUCAGAUGGAACCCAACACCGGAAUAACAUUCGAUGAUGUAGCUGGAGUGGAUGAUGCAAAGCAAGAAUUCCAAGAGAUUGUGGAGUUUCUGAGGACUCCUGAGAAAUUUGGUGCAGUAGGUGCGAAAAUACCCAAAGGGGUGCUGUUAACCGGGCCUCCGGGGACGGGGAAGACGCUGCUGGCGAAGGCCAUAGCCGGGGAAGCCGGGGUGCCCUUCUUCUCGCUGUCGGGGUCAGAGUUCAUCGAGAUGUUUGUUGGCAUUGGAGCUUCGAGGGUGAGGGACUUGUUCAACAAGGCCAAGGCCAAGGCCAACUCCCCCUGCAUCAUCUUCAUUGACGAGAUAGACGCAGUUGGGAGGCAGAGAGGGACGGGGAUCGGCGGGGGCAACGACGAGAGGGAGCAGACGCUCAACCAGCUGCUCACUGAGAUGGAUGGUUUUAGUGGAAACAGUGGCGUCAUUGUCAUCGCUGCCACUAAUAGGCCUGAUGUUCUUGAUUCUGCUCUGCUUAGAGCAGGGAGGUUUGAUAGGCAGGUGAGUGUAGGGUUGCCAGAUGUUAGAGGAAGGGAGGAAAUUCUGCAGGUUCAUAGCAAGGGCAAGAAGUUAGGGAGAGAUGUUGAUCUGGGUGUAGUUGCAAUGAGAACUCCGGGGUUCAGCGGGGCGGAUCUUGCAAAUUUGAUGAAUGAAGCCGCCAUUCUUGCCGGCAGAAGAGGGAAAGGCGCGAUUAGUUUGAAGGAGAUAGAUGACUCAAUAGACCGCAUAGUAGCAGGAAUGGAAGGAACCAGCAUGACCGAUGGGAAAAGCAAGAUCUUGGUCGCCUAUCAUGAAAUUGGACACGCAGUCUGCGCGACCCUUACUCCGGGACAUGAUCCGGUGCAGAAGGUGACAUUGAUCCCUCGAGGGCAAGCCCGUGGCCUAACGUGGUUCGUACCGGGAGAGGAUCCAACCUUGGUCUCUAAGAAGCAGCUGUUUGCUAGGAUUGUGGGAGGCUUAGGAGGCCGAGCAGCAGAGGAAGUUAUCUUUGGGGAGCCAGAAAUCACAACUGGUGCAGCUGGAGACUUGCAGCAAGUAACGCAGCUGGCCAGACAGAUGGUUAUAGCCUAUGGAAUGUCUGAAAUCGGACCGUGGGCAUUGAUAGAGGCGGGUGCGCAGAGCAGCGACCUAGUGCUGAGGAUGCUGGCUAGGAAUCAGAUGUCGGAGAAACUUGCACAAGACAUCGACUGCUCCGUGAGGCAGAUAAUAGGGAAUGCGUACGAGAUUGCCAAGAAUCUUAUAAGGAACAAUAGGGAGGCCAUUGAUAAGUUGGUAGAGGUGGUGAUGGAAACAGAAACUCUCAGCGGUGAUGAGUUUAGAGCACUACUGUCUCAGUUCACCCAUAUCCCUUCAGAAAAUGUAAACAUGAAACCAAUCAGAGAAUUGAUUGAGGCAUGAGCUCAUGUACCACAACAUUCCACACAUAUGUAGUCUAACAAUACAAAGUUUUUAGCUUAAUUAUUGAAAUGUAUGGAUGCUUAAGAAGCUAAGAAAUGAUCAACUCUAGCAUUA
Salvia miltiorrhiza (redroot sage) is the source of this 2250-nucleotide messenger RNA. Its product is annotated as ATP-dependent zinc metalloprotease FTSH 6, chloroplastic-like. NCBI's taxonomy places the organism in Eukaryota, Viridiplantae, Streptophyta, Magnoliopsida, Lamiales, Lamiaceae. Gene Ontology annotation, molecular function: ATP hydrolysis activity; metalloendopeptidase activity; ATP-dependent peptidase activity. Gene Ontology annotation, biological process: proteolysis. The coding region runs from base 130 to 2136 and encodes 668 amino acids. Gene Ontology annotation, cellular component: membrane; chloroplast thylakoid. The transcript has 3 exons. The record is from RefSeq and is a predicted model, not a curated record.